Molecule: messenger RNA, 4324 nt
Organism: Solea senegalensis (Senegalese sole)
Lineage: Eukaryota; Metazoa; Chordata; Actinopteri; Pleuronectiformes; Soleidae
Gene: snx25
Product: sorting nexin 25
Exons: 22
Coding region: 580-3513 (977 amino acids)
Cellular component (GO): early endosome membrane; intracellular membrane-bounded organelle
Molecular function (GO): phosphatidylinositol binding
Source: RefSeq, a predicted model, not a curated record
ACGUUCAUAGAGAUCGGCAGUCAGCUGGAGCUCGAGGAUUCACUCGCUUGUUUUUAUCUGUCGAGGAGUUUGGAGCGGACGUAAUUAUUCUGUUGCUGCGUUUGUGACACUUUCACGUCGUCACAGUAAAGCUUCCGGUACUUUUUAUUGUACAAAAAGGGAAAGCGACAAUGCAAUGUUGCCACCGCGCACCUUUUUAUAAACGAUAGGUGACGGUGGUUGUUGCUCCAUCCUUCCCAUCAGCCCGGCUCUCCCUCGCUUUCUCUGGCUGCUUCCUGUUUCUUCCCAUCGCCAAUUCCGAGAGAGCAGCCUAUUGCUCAGCACUGCUGCGUGGAGGGAGCGCCGUGUCGUGGAUGUCUGAGCUGACGGGGCUGCGUGCCUGUGUCCGCAGGGUGGGCCGAUGCUAGGAGCGGUGAGAACGUAGCGGUGUGGGUCGGUGAGGAGAUGUCAAAGCGGGGAUGCCUCUUCUUGGAGAGAGUGUUGUAGUGGAGGGUAUACACGCGUGUGCACAGUAUACCUACCGCUGUGACUCUGCAUAUAGACUCGUAUUGACACAUAUAUGGAUGGUGGGGUCGCAGUAUGCCAACCCCCUCAACUACCACCACAUCACUGGCUGGAGGGAGUAGCGGUAACACCGGAGGAGAAGCGGAGCUCAUGCCCGUCACCUCUACCUCUCCUGGCGGCUCCACUUUCCGGUUCAUCCCGGCAAUCUUCCUGGGCGUGGUGGCGGCAGUGGUGUUCCAGCUGGCCUGGGGAGGCCUGACACUCACCUCUUUCUUCUUGAAGCUCUUCAUCUAUGUGUCAUUCGCCCUGUUGUGUUUCCUGGCUGGAAGCUUUGUUCUGCUUGUCAGGAAGAGUCCUCUCAAAGUUUGCCGCUUCGACAGAAACACCAAGCAGUCAUCUGCAUGGCUGGAGUUCUUCGACAAGCUAAUGGCUCGUUUCUCUGUUCGAGUUCAGGAGUCAGGCCAGAGCAGGAGGGUGGUGGUGUCACACAAUGUGGACAAAACUCUGAAGGAAGUGUUUGACUACGCCUACAGAGACUACAUCCUGUCAUGGUACAGCCCUUUGAGUCAUGAUGAGGGCCAGUUGUACUCCAUGCUGUCAGAGGACUGGUGGCAGAUGAUCAGCCAGUUGAGAUCAAGGCUUGCUGACAUAGACCUUGUCAAUGUGGUGUGUUAUGACAGCAUCCGCAUCCUGCAUACACACUUCACUGACCUUAAGGCUGCAUCUGCAAGACCAGAGGAAUGUGCUCGGCCAUUUCCUCUCCAUCCAUGUUUGGUCAGUCCUGACUCGGAGCUGGCCUUCCUCCGCUGUGUAGCCAGAAUAAUGCUGCUCUGUCUCCUGCCACAAAAGGAUGCCAAGUCACAUACACUACGCUGCUGCCUCACAGAAGUCAUCACUACAAAAGUGUUGAAGCCUUUGGUAGACAUCCUCAGUGAUCCAGACUCCAUAAACAGGAUGCUGUUGUCUCAGCUGGAGCAGAGGGAGCAGCAGGCUGAGCAGCAGAAGAAAGCUUACACCUACGCUGCCUCCUAUGAAGAUUUCAUCAAACUGAUAUCAACUUCUGCUGAUGUCAAUUUUCUCAAACAACUCAGGUAUCAGAUAGUGGUAGAGAUUAUUCAUGCCACCACCAUCAGCAGCUUGCCUCAACUCAAAAAGCAGAAAGAUCGAAAAGGUAAAGAGCUGGCAGCCAUGAAGGCAGACCUGCUGAGGGCCAGAGAUAUGAAAAGAUAUAUCAACCAGCUAACUGUAGCCAAGAAACAAUGUGAGAAGCGAAUCCGCCUCCUCGGUGGACCAAACUAUGAAAACAGUGAGGAGGGAGGGGGUGAUGACAGCGAUGGGCCUCAAAGUCAGAAGAUCCUUCAGUUUGAUGACAUCUUGUCUAAUCCAGGUUACAGGGAACAUUUCAGAGUUUACAUGGAGAGAGUUGACAAAAGAGCUCUAAUUAGCUUCUGGGAAUUGGUGGAAACACUGAAAACUGCAAACAAGAACGAGGUGCCCCAAAUUGUUGGGGAAAUCUAUCAGAAGUUCUUUGUGGAGAGCAAAGAGAUUCCAGUGGAAAAGCUUCUUCUCAAGGAGAUUCAACAGAGCUUAGUGGGGAACAGAGGAACACAAGUGUUUGUUCGACUACAGGAACAGGUUACUGAGACGAUGAGAGAGCGUUAUUACCCCUCCUUCCUGGUUUCUGACCUCUACGAAAGGCUGAUCAGACGAGAGGAGCAGCACAGCCCAUCACAGUGUAGCACAGAAGAAAAGGAUGAAGUGGGCCAGGGUCUUGAUGGAGGAGAGGACGUGUGCGAUGAAGGCAGUAAAGGAAUAAAUGAGCAGGCUAGCUAUGCUGCUACUAAACUCCGCCAACUGUACGACAAACUCGAGUACAAGCGGCAGGCGCUGGGCUCUAUCCAGAAUGCACCAAAGCCAGACAAAAAGAUAGUAAGCAAACUAAAGGAGGAGAUUGGAGCCAUGGAGAAAGAACACAGUGAACUCCAGCAACAUAUCACAAGGACAGACUGGUGGUGUGAAAAUCUGGGGCACUGGAGGGCCACUAUUACUGCUGCUGAGGCUGCAGAGGAAGGUAGUGAGACUGUAGCCUGUUACAGUGUGUGCGUUAGCCUGGAAGAAGGAGAGGAGACAGCAAACAGUCGCUGGAGUGUCCAGAGGAAACUCACUGAAUUCCAGAUGCUACACCGCAAACUCACUGAGUGUUUCCCUUCACUGAAGAAACUUCAGUUACCAUCACUAAGUAAACUACCCUUCAAAUCCAUUGACCAGAAGUUUCUAGACAAAAGCAAAACUCAGCUCAAUGCCUUUCUCCAGCGUCUGCUGACGGAUGAGCGACUGUGCCAGUCAGAGGCUCUCUAUGCGUUCCUCAGCCCGUCUCCGGAGCAUCUCAAGGUGAUGUCAAUCCAGAAGAAAUCGUCUUUCUCUCUGGCCUCCUUCCUGGAGAGGCUACCUGGAGACUUCUUCUCCCACACUGAGGAGGAGGCUGAUGAUGACAGUGAUCUCUCAGACUAUGGCGACGAGACAGAUGGGAGAAAGGACGCUUUGGCUGAACCCUGCUUCAUGUUAAUAGGAGAGAUAUUUGAACUCAGAGGAAUGUUUAAGUGGGUGAGGAAGACUCUAAUUGCACUAGUCCAGGUGACAUUUGGACGAACCAUCAACAAACAGAUCCGGGACACGGUAAACUGGAUCUUCUGUGAACAGAUGUUGGUGUGUUACAUCAGUGUAUUCAGGGACACCUUCUGGCCCGACGGGAUGUUGGCACCACACGUCAGGGUCCGAACCGACUCUGAACGCCGUGAAACCAAGGAGCGGGCUCAGCAGAAACUACUUGACAAUAUCCCAGAUGCACUAGCAAACUUAGUUGGCCAGCAGAAUGCCCGCUAUGGAAUCAUCAAGAUCUUCAAUGCUCUGCAGGAGGCCAGUGCCAACAAACACCUUCUCUAUGUGCUGAUGGAAAUGGCACUCAAGGAACUGUGUCCUGAACUCAGCACGGAGGUGGAAAACAUCUGAACAUACACACACACACACACAUUUAACAGGGUUAAGAUGAGACUGGGGCUCUGCUGGUUCAUCUCACCUUUCUGUAGCUAACCAAUCAUAAACUGCCAAGCUCUACAGGGAGACGGCCUUUGAGUUAAACCUCAGACAGAUAGCAGCAGUGUCGGUCAGAGCUGAGACACAUGCUGAUUCUGUGCAGGCUGACAGCAGCCUGAAACUGGCUGCUGUUUGACUUUGUUGUGGUGCAGAUCUCAAUUUGUCCGUCUGAAAGCCGAGGAACCACAUUUAGUUUGACUUCUUCCUAUUUAGAUAGCAGUCUAACUUAAACCCAUAGUCACACGAGAACAAGUGUUUUUUUUACAUGAAGUGACACACGUCUGCAGUUUUCUUUAAUAUAAUAGCACUGAGUCACCAGAUCUGUACCACAACAAUUUUUUUUUCUUGUAUAAAUUGUGAUGGUCUGAAAUUUACAAUUUGUGAAAGUAAACAACUUUUUGAUUGUUUGGUUGUUAGUCUAUCCAGCUGAUAACCUACAGACCUUGAUGAAUUGCAGAAAAACAAAGAUGGUUCAGAUUUUCUUUGGCCUUCUGAAGGCGACCAGUGUGCGUCGUUGACCACAGACCUCUGAACAUUCCUCUUACACACAACCUGAGCAACAACACUUGUGUUUUGUGAUUCUUGUUAAGGCUUAUAAUUGUGCAAUACAAUGUCAUGUAAAAGUACUUGUGAUGAUUUUAUUUAUGAUUAUUAUGGAUAGAUUUUAUUUUUACCAAAAAUUGUUUAGAGAGCGUUUAUAUAAGCAAUAAAUCGCAAACAAAAAGUU